AUGGCGACCUGCAGGCAGCUCCUCCUCGCGCUCGUCGUCGUUGCCGCCGCCGUUGAGUGCACCGCGGCGUUUGAUCAGGAUAACACGCCGUUCCAGCCGAUCCCGGACCUCGCCGUCCCGCGCAUCCAGGAGCUCGGCCGAUGGGCCGUGCAGCAGCACAAUAAUCAGGUGGGCGACCGGCUGACGUUCGUCAGGGUGAACGGCGGGCAGUUCCAGAUUGUGGCGCCGGCGCUCAACUACCUGCUUGCCGUUGACACGAUGAACGUCGACGGCACGGCCAGCACGCACACAGCCCUCAUCUUCGUGCAGUACUGGACCAACACGCAGCGCCUCGACUCUUUUAAUUAA
Molecule: messenger RNA, 348 nt
Organism: Hordeum vulgare subsp. vulgare (domesticated barley)
Lineage: Eukaryota; Viridiplantae; Streptophyta; Magnoliopsida; Poales; Poaceae
Product: cysteine proteinase inhibitor 8-like
Exons: 1
Coding region: 1-348 (115 amino acids)
Molecular function (GO): cysteine-type endopeptidase inhibitor activity
Source: RefSeq, a predicted model, not a curated record